Molecule: messenger RNA, 936 nt
Organism: Micromonas pusilla CCMP1545
Lineage: Eukaryota; Viridiplantae; Chlorophyta; Mamiellophyceae; Mamiellales; Mamiellaceae
Exons: 2
Coding region: 1-936 (311 amino acids)
Source: RefSeq, a predicted model, not a curated record
AUGUCGACCGCGCUCGCGCGCCUCGCGCUCGCCCCCGCGACGCGCGCGCGCGUCGACGCGUCCCUCCGUCGAAGCGUCGGCCACCGCGACGACGCGCGUCCUCAUCGGCGUCCUCGUCUUAUCCGUCGCGCGUCCUCCGCGUCACCUUCCGCCUCCGCGUCGAACGCGGACGGCAUGUACGACGGCACCGUGCUCUUCCACCUGUACGACGAGCUCGUCGCCCCGAAGCCGAUAUUCACGACGUUCUUAGAGGGCGCGCUGCACGUCGCGGAGGUGGCGCGGUCGCAUCCGUCGUACGCCUCCGCGCACUUCCACGAGGCGCACGACCAGGCGCGCGCGAUCGACUGCGAGCCGCACGGGUACUUCAACAUGACGCUCUUCUCGUGCGCGCCGGAGACGCUCUGGGACGCGUUCGAGGACUUGCGCGAGUGUGUGGACAUCGGGCACGUGGAGCGGACGCACCAUCCGCUGCCGUGCGCGGAGAUCGCCGCGACGCCGGGACCGACGUCAGCCAUCGCGUCGGCGCCGCACGGCGCGGUGAAAUACGCGGAGACCGACGCGACCGUGCUCGUCGCGACGCCGCGCGGAGGAGACAAAGAGAAGGAGGCGUGGGAGGCGUGGAGCGGCGUGGACGCCGCGCGCGAAUCGUGCGGGGAGACGUUCCUGGGCGCGUCGCUGCACGAGUGCGUCGACGCGGCGUCGGCGUAUCGAUUCGUCGUGCGGACGGAGCUCGGCGGCGCGAGCGACGAGGCUGUCGCGGCGGCGACGGAGGCGGCGCGCGCGGCGGCGGGCGACGGCGCGAUCGUCGGGGCGUAUCGGUGCGCGUUUAACAUCGAGAAGGAGGGCGCGCCCGCGGGGGCGUUACCGGCGGUGCGAGAGGUUCAGAAGAAGCAGAGGGAGGCGAAGGAGCAGGGGUUUAAGAGCGCGGCGGCGUAG